AUGUUUCUCGAAUUUAUUUCGCUUAAUCCGAUCCGGUCUGGUCCGUGGCUCACGCUCAACAGCUGGCUGUUUACACUUUCUUUCUCCAAAUUCGAUCUGGUAGACGCCUAUCUUCAAAUUCCAAUACAUCCAGAUUCGCCGGCAUUUACGACGUGGGGAUUGUUCCAAUACAACUUCCUCCCGUUCGCUUUGCAUGUAUUAUGCGGAAUCUUUCAGUUCAUAAUAGACAAUAUUUUGUCUGGGUUACGCGGUGUUAUGGCAUAUCAAGGCAAUGUGAUUUUGUUUGGAACAACGAAAGAAGCACAUCUGAACAAUUCGAAGAAACUUCUGGAACGAUUCACGGAGAAAAAUGUGAACAUCACACCAUCUAAGUGCAUGUUUGGAACGAUGGAUUUGGAGUUCCUGGGGUUCACUGUUUGUUCCAAAGGAUAUAGACCUGAUCCCAACCGAUUCAAACCUCUGGUGAAUAUCGAAUCCCCGAAAGAUCAAAAUCACCUACGAUUGAUUAUGGGAUGCCUUCAGCAUUAUUCACGAUUUAUUCCCGAUUUCGGCACCAGGGCCCAACCGUUGUUUGUCGCGCAAUCCGCAGCAGACUGGAAAUGGACCGUGGACUGCGAAAGAACCCUUCACGAAUUGAUACGGAACAUUACUGAACGUCCAUUCCUGGCAUCUUUUUCCCCAUCACAAUCGAUUACACUGGUGAAAGAUGCGUCCGAGGUGGGCAUUGGUGCCGUGUUGGAGCAAGAAGGGCUUCCUGUUUUUUGUAUUUCCCGAUUGCUUAACCAUGCAGAGAAGGGGUACUCGCAGACCCAGAAAAAAGCCCUGGCGGUGUUUUGGGCUGUCCGCAGAUUGCACAAGUAUUUGUUUGGACUGCACUUUACUAUUGUGACGGAUUAUCAGGCGCUACAAUUCUUACUCAACCCCAACAACACCAGCUCCCGUCGGUCCACCCGCCGUCGUGGCGAUCGUGAAAAUACUUCCUCACUCGAUAAUUCCAACGCUGAAGAUCGUGAGCCUCCAAGUAGUGCUGCAACUACGUCUACACGCUCUACAAGACGCCGUCGCCCUCCCAGCCAUGCUGAAAACCCCAGUGAACCGAUUAGCAACGUGGAAACCCGCUCUGGCCUUCGAACCUCGGAAGUUGAGCCGGGAAGUCCACUUUCAUACAGCGACAUGUCCAGUGUGACUGGCGGUGUCGGUGAAGCGAUGAGCUCCAUUCGCCCGGGGGUCAACGAUGAAGCUGCUGUCCGUGCAGUACUGUCGCAGUCUGGACCCCUCGUUCCAGCCGCCGGAACUGGUGGAAGUAUGGAAACCACCGAGGGUUCUGCACGAAGUGUACCUCAGGUAGGUUUCCACAUAUUCCCUUUCUGUUUAGACAAAUGA
This is a messenger RNA of Echinostoma caproni, 1383 nucleotides long. The record is from the annotation of a GenBank genome assembly. Lineage: Eukaryota; Metazoa; Platyhelminthes; Trematoda; Plagiorchiida; Echinostomatidae.